Molecule: messenger RNA, 1368 nt
Organism: Actinia tenebrosa (Australian red waratah sea anemone)
Lineage: Eukaryota; Metazoa; Cnidaria; Anthozoa; Actiniaria; Actiniidae
Product: F-box only protein 47-like
Molecular function (GO): protein binding
Source: RefSeq, a predicted model, not a curated record
AUGGCUUCAAGUAUCUGUUCCUACAUGAAAAACGUCAAGCCCAAUUAUAAAACAAGAAAACAAAAGAAAACAAAAGAUCUGCUAACAAAAUCAUCAAAUCCUUCGACAACUUAUGGGUAUUUUUCUCUUCUGCCAAAAGAGAUGCGCUUUCAAGUUUUUUCAACAAUUCCUUUGGCUGACUUAGGAAAUCUGGCCCUCACGUCCAGACCAUUGAGGGAUUGUGUGUUGGAGUUUAUCGAGAGUAAACAAGGGCUUGAGAAAAUACUCCCCUCUAUAGCGGUGUCGGAAGAGAGUGCAAGUCAUAUCGAAGAAGUUGUUUUGUUUGAUGAUGCUAUGAAAUAUACUGAGCAUUUUGGAGAUCUUGUGGGGGAAAAAGUGGGCUUCGAAGACACUGAGUCAAGCCCCCUGAGGAUGCUGAAGGACACACAUUCAUUACUAUGCUCUCAGUUUGGUAGUGAGUUCGCUUACAGCUGCUAUGGGUCGUUCCUUCGCGCAUUCAUCGCAGGAUGGGAAAACGAUGAGAAACUAAGGGCAUACAAUGCGAUAAAAGGUGCCUCAUGUUUGGACGAGAGAAUAGAGAAAGUGCUCAAUUCGUCUCCCGGUACCUACCCUUGGUUUGAAAAGUACAUUCGGGUGUUCUGUCGUGAGAUUUUCCUGAACAAAGCCCUUGAUGACCAAGAUAGGGGGUUCUGGUUGUCGACUAUAUUGAAGCCAUGGCCACUUGUCUUUCAAGCAAGACUUCUGUACAUUUUGUACGGACCUUUCUAUCGUGAUACAGGUCUCAUCAACUGGGUAGUCAUGUCCACGUGUCCUACAUUCUAUGGCGUCGACGACAUUGAAAUAAGAGAUCUCGCAGAAGCUUUGACACUGCUGCACAAGGAAUGCGAGAAGACCUGGAAUGAUGAUGAUAUCAUAAGCGUCAUAGAGGAACUCUCAGUUAUAACUAAUGACUGGUGUCUAGAGAACACAGCCAAGCUUCUUGUCAUGUGCGGCGAAGAAAUCACUUACGCAGUUCUGGGAAGCAAAGCUGUAAAUGGAAGAGUACACGAAUUAGCUUAUCUUGGAUAUUAUGUGACGCAGCUCGCGGGUCGUUAUGAUAUGGGAAGAAGCAAAAGCAAAAAACUAGAAUCGUUCAUGGGGCUAAUCAAGAAAAUCCUCACCGCCAUGCCAGGAUACAAAAAUAAAGUAUCUUUCACCAUGUCGCUAUUCAACGUAUGGGAAGAGAAUAUUAUUACUCUUACUGAAGCAAUACAGGAGGAUACAGAACGCGAAGGAUCACCAGAAGAACAAGAACAAGCACUUAUUGAAACAGUCCACAAUCUCUCCAAGGUGGCGGCGUUUCUUCUAAAAGAAUCCAUUGCUAAAUGA